AACUACAACACCAGGAAAUGAGCUUCAAAAACGAAGUCUGGUUUUGGCCGCUUGGUACAGACGACCCACAAGGGAAUCUAGUCUCACCGGGCGAUUGGCGGUCAUGGCGCUUGACAGGGUUUUGACCAUAGACACAUGCAAUCUAAAUACAAAACUUUUUUAUUAUGAAGAAGAGAAUCUGAUAAAUGUGAGAUAUGCAAACCUAAAGAGAAUGUAAAAUGUGCUAAAAUGUAAGAUGAUGCAGAAAGAGAGAGACUUCAUACAAGAUGGGUCUAAAUGAUAAGCCAUUGUGGCUUAUCAUGCUGGGUCAUUGUGGUUUUAACAAGUGCCUGUAUGUUAUAGGCAGUAUUUAAACAUGUACUUUUAGUGUGCCACUGUGCCCGAAAUACAGUGCAGAAAGGGCAUCAUUCUUUAAAUAUCUAUCAGAUUUAGGAAUUUCUGUCUUUCCUCUUAAAUCUAUCCUUGGCCGAAACGAUAAUCAUCAGCUCAUUGAAAGAAAAGUUGUGCAGUUUUUUGUUUUUUUACGUAACUGAAGACGCGAGCCGAUAUUAUUGCUUUGACCAGUGGAGGGCAGUAAUACGCAUAUUAGCGUGUACACUGCCGGAAAAUCACAAGAAGAAGAAGAAGAAGACGAAGAAGAAGAAGAAAGAAAGAAGAAGAAGAAGAAGGAGGGUUCAGCAGGUCACGGCAUAGAUAUAGAUGUAUGUAUGUCUAUGGUUCACGGCAGCUUUAGUAAUAAACACGUGCGAGUUGAAAUUGUUUUAAGGUGCGGGUGUGGGGCUGGUUCCCUUGUGCAGUUCUGAUGGAGAAUUAUCAGAAAGCGCGCACAGUGGAGCAGCCUUUCCCCUGCCAGUUCCCUGGAUUGGCCAGUGAUACCCCCGAGGUUAGGGUGAAGGAGGGCAGCAAGAUCCGCAACCUGAUGGGCUUCGCCAUGGGCCGCAUGGAGGCCGAUACAUGCCGGCAGAUCCUCUUCUCUGGUGCUGGUAAAAGCAUUGCAAAGGCUAUCACUUGUACUGAGAUCCUUAAACGACGUAUGCGUGGCCUGCAUCAGUACACCCAGCUGCUGUACCGCACUGUACAGGAGGUGUGGGAACCCCUGGAGCCUGGUGCAGGCCUGGAUAGCCUCACUGUCAGCAGAAAUGUGCCUGCCAUUUGGGUACUGCUUUCCAAGGACCCCCUUGACAACACCCAGCCAGGGUACCAGGCACCCGGUUCCUUCAACACCCUGUGGGCACAGGCUGCCAGAGAGGAGGAGGCAGGGCCGGGGCAGAGGAGAAAGAGAGGUGUUGGUAGGGGAAAAGGGGGCUCCGUCAGGCAAGCAGGGGGUCGGGAAUAUUCUAAAAAAGACAACCGUGGAGGGGUCAUGUAAGAUUGUGAACAGCACAUUUUGGGAGCAGGUGGAGAACUUGUUGAUGAGCUGGUGUCCGCCUCAGUGUCAUGCGAUUGCUGACUGUGCUGAAACUCAUCCCUUCCUGUUCAUACAUUUAUUCACUGGGGUGGCGGAAACACAAAGCCAAUGUUGCCAAAUAUUCAGACCAGAAUGUUUCCAAAAUGGUUCUUGUGGAUGGGUGUUAUUUGCUCUUGGCAGGACUUGCAUUUUUUGAGGGAAGUAUUUUCCACAUAUUUCAGUUAUUUUUGACAAUUAUGACAAACUCAUGCUCAGCUCAUGGACUUCUUAAUUGUUGACUCAUGUUUCUUAGUUUUACUUUUCAUUUUGUGUUUUCGUGAGAUUUUGUAAGAAUGGUUUACAAGACUAAUUCUGGUGGAAAAAGUCCAUGUUGGCAACUCUGGACGGAACCUUCUUUGAAUGUCUGAAGGUCAAUGUAGGUGAACAAUUACAACGAAUUGCCGAAUUAAGAAAUAAUUUGAUCUUUGAGUUGUAGAGACAGCGUAGUAAUGUUUUUUUUUACGUAUUUGAAUUUUGUUUGUGUUUUUUGAAAUUUUUUGGGGGAUUUUGUUCUUUGUCAAGUACAAAUUAAAUGUACAGAUUUACAUAACUUUUUUAAAUUGAGUUUUGUUUUUUCAAGUGCAAAUUAAGUUUGAUUACAGUGGAUGCAUGUUUUAUUUGUUCUAUUGCGGUUUUAAAUUGUCUUUUGAUCUGAAAUCCAAAAGUAUAUAGCAAAAAUAACAAAAAUAACAAAUUUCACUCUACUGUUGCCACACACACACACACACACACAGUGCAGUAGGUAUUUUGACAGUGAUACAGUUUUAGUUGUGUUUGCUCUGUGUUCCAGCAUAUUUGAUUUGAAAUUAGAUAAUGAUUAUGAGAUUAAAGUGCAGGCUGUCGGCUAUAAUUUGAGGAUAUUUACAUCCAUACCCUGUGACGCAUUUAGGAAUUACAGUGUUUUUAUACAUGGUCCCUCCAAAUUUUCAUAAUCUAAAAUACCGACCCGGAUCUGAUCAUUUUUCCACUCUAGGUUGAUCUUCUAGUCACUGAUCGGAAAUCAUUGUUUGGCAUCUUCAAAAAAAAUUAUAUACCAGGUGAAGUUUCUUGUUUAAUUUUUUUAAUAGAUGUGGUCUGGGGAGAUUAAUGGUAUACUCAAACACCUAGCAAAUGGCAUACAGAGACAAGAUGGUGUUUCUAAAAAGUAUUUGUACAGAAAUGUUUAUUUUUAAUAAAGCAUAAAUACACGUUGCAUUUCAAAUGGAAUUUUGUAGAUGGCAGCCACUGGCAUGCAUGUUCAGUAUGCACAAAAGUAAUUAAACCCUGUUCUACGGUGGAGAAACACCUUGAUUUUACUACUAGAUUUGCAAUAUAAAUUUGGCAUGACAAAUAAGGUCUGGAAAGGAAACCGGUGUCGGAUUAUCUCAUGCAUGUUGAAAAUGCAAAUAUGUCAGCAUAGAUCUUGGUUCUCAACUUGUAUGACAGCUUCCCAGGAAGGAUUGAAGCUUAUUGAAUCUUUCUGCCUUCCCUCUCUGUAUUACACAAAAGGAAUCAGUCACUUCUUGAAAUCUGACAGCACUGGUUCAGAAAGCAUUCUGCCCUCUGAGUACCUGGCUCCCCCCAAGUUCCUGCUCCUAGUACACCCAGGCCUCAAUGCCAGUUUCUGUCAGUCUCUUGGAACUUGGUGUCAUGUCAGUCAGUCAGUCAGUCAGAACCUUUAUUUAAAUUCUCGGAGGUACAAUUGAGGGCCAGGCCCUCAUUUUCAAUGUAGCCGAGAUUACAAGCACAAUUAAAACACAAUAAGUAUAAUGACAUAUCACAAUAUAGCAGCAGUAACUAAGAUAGUAUAUAAUAAAGUAACUAGAAUAAAAUAAAGUAAAAUAUAAUAAAAUAAAUAAUAAAAUAAAUAAAAUCAAGCACAGAUAAGAUCAAAAACAGAUACAAUCAGAGACAGGAAUGUUCAAAACUAGCGAUCUGAACUGCCCAUAAGUUGGUAGAGAACUGAUUUUCAGCAAUUGUUGGAGCUCAUUCCAGGAGGAUGGGGCACUAAAAUGGAAUGCUGACUUCCCAAUUUCUGAUCGAGCCCGAGGGACCUUAAGCAUAAGCAAGCCAUUUGAUUGGGUUCAAUAGGGUCCAGAGCACCACUCUAACAACCUUGUAAUAUAAGGUGGAAGCAUGGCCUUAAAGAUAAACAAAAACCAGUGUUUAUCACGCCUCACUGCCAGAGAGGACAGACCCACCUUGGCAUAGAGAACACAGUGGUGGGUACCAUAACUAUCGCCAGUGAUAAAUCUGAGGGCAGAGUGAUAGACUGUGUCCAAGCGCUUAAGAGAAGAAGGAGCAGCAAUUCUAUAAAUAAUGUCACCAUAGUCUAACACUGAAAGGAAAACUGCUUUAACAAUUCUUUUUCUACUGAUCAUAGGGAAGCAAGAUCUGUUUCUAUAAAGGAAGCCAAUUUUUUGUCUCAGUUUGCUGACAAGAUCAUCUAUAUGGAAUUUAAAUGAGAAUUUCUCGUCAAGCCAGAUGUCAAGAUAUUUUUAUUCAGAAACUCUCAAUUUUAGAACUAUUUGCAGUGGAUAUAAAUAUACUAUCAUAAUCAGUGCUUCUGGCCUUAGUAAACAACAUGAAUUUUGUUUUGCUUGCAUUAAGAACCAGCUUAAACUUAACUGAAGGGCAUUAAAAGCAAGCUGCAGUUUCUCAAUGGCAAGCUGAGCAGAAUCAGCAAUACAAUAUACAAUAGUAUCGUCUGCGUAUAGAUGGACUUGACAAUCAUUUAGUGAGAAAACAAUAUUAUUAAUGUAAAUGGUGAAAAGGAUAGGGCCCAGAACUGAUCCCUGCAGAACCCCCUUUGACACCGGCAGGAAGCCAGACUGGGUGCUCACACACUGAAGUCUCCCAUACAAAUAAUUAUGAAACCACUCACAAGCUUUACCAUCUAAACCAAUGCUGCACAGCUUCUGUAAAAGCAAAGCGUGAUCCACUGUGUCGAAGACUUUAGACAGAUCUACAAAAAGGGUAGCACAGUGUUUCUUACUGUCUAGAGCAGACAUAAUAUUGUUUGUAACUAGCGUAACAGCUGAGAUAGUGCUAUGCUUGGCUGUAAAUCCGGAUUGAUGUGGGCUGAAUGACUAGAAAGAAAUACUUUGAGUUGAUUAUUUGCCAGAGAUUCCAGAAUUUUAGCUAGGCAUGGUAAUUUGGAGAUUGGUCUAUAAUUGUUUAGAUCAUUUCUAUCACCUCCUUUGUGCAGUGGAAAUACAUUGCCAAUUUCCAGAUACUAGGGAAUAUGCCUGUUGAAAUAGAAAGAUUGAAUAUGUGUGAUAACUGCUCUUAGAAAAAAAGGAUCUAAUUUUUCCGCUUCAGUAGAGGUCCUGGGAUCAAUGGUUUGCAAGGUCUCAAAAACAACACUAGCAGAGAAGGGCUGAAAGGAAAACUGAAAGGCCUGGUUCACAGUAUAUACACAAUCAUCACUAAUAAGAGGGGGUCCUGUAUAUUCCUUUUCGAAUAAAUGCCCAGCCUCGGCAAAGUGCUUGUUGAAAGCUAGGCAAACCUCAUUAUGAUCAGAGAUCAAACAGUCACCAGAAUCAAUGUGUGAAGGUAGGGAAGUAGUGGGUCUGUUUUUGAUGGAGUUCACUGCCUUCCAGAAUUUAGCUGGGUUAGCAUAGGAGCAGGUAAUUAGAUCUAGGUAAUAUUUGGAUUUGGCUACUCUUACCGAAGAUGUGCAUCUAUUCCUGAUUUGCCUGAAAGCUGCCCAGUGUGCAGGGUCACCAGAGUGUCUGACAAGAGACCAGGCUCUAUUCCUUUCUUUAAAUAAAGCUGCUAGCUCAGGUGAAAACCAGGGGGUGACUCUAUCUUUAAUCCUAAGUUUUUUUUAGUGGAGCAUGUCUAUCAAUGAUAGAAAGAAGAGUCUUUGUGAAGAAAUCCAGAGCCAAGUCGACAUCAGUAAUCUCAGAUGUGUAUUGUAUAUUACUAUGGCAAACGUCAGAUAAAAAGGCUUGCUCAUUAAAAUGUCUUAGAUUUCUCCUUAUAACCUUGUGAGAUUUUUUUUUCAUUAGCCGAGUACUUCUAAUGCAUCCAACAGGGUAAUGAUCACUGAUUCCAAGCUCAAAGACACCCCAGGCAGUGAUAUUAUCAACCCUAUUAGAAAAGAUAAGAUCAAUUAGGGUAGAUUUUGAGCUGUCUUUCAGAGUUGGCCUAGUGGGUUCUGUUAUUAGUUGGAAUAAGUUAUGGCCAGCACUAACCUCCUUGAAAUGAUCGGAAGUAUCAUUCAUCAGUAUCAUCACCCAUAACAAUCAAUUCAACAUCGGAAUAAUGAGACAGUAGAUCCGCUAUUGCAUCAAUGGAGCCUAACUCAGCAGAUGGGGGUCUAUAGACCCCAACCACAACCACAAUUACAGUUAGGCCCCAGCUGAACCUUCAGUGCAAGGAAUUCAAAAUUUCUUGGAAUUGUGACAGUUUUUAAGAUUGUUACAGAGAAACCUGUUUUAACAUAAUACUCACCCCUCCUCCCCUACCAGUUCUAUCCACUCUGUAUAAGUUGUAAUCCAUUAGAGCUACCUCCGAGUCACUGACACUAUUUUUAAGCCAAGUUUCACUUAAAACCAGUAUAUCAAGGUCAGUCUGCAUGACUAGUAUAUUUGCAUGAUCUAAUUUCUGAAGUAAACUUCUAAUAUUUAAGUGAAUAAUUCCUAAUCCUUUUUUGUUUUUGAAGGUAGUUGGAUUAAAUAGAGUGGGAACAGAGCUGGUGAUAGGAGGCUGAAGGGGAAUUGUAAUUAAAUUGGAAACAGUAACAGCACGGAUUGGAUAAUGAGUGGGAUAUCUAACAGAGAUUCGGGUAGGAAUGAUGGGAGGAGAGAUAUGCUGUUGAACAUUAAGUUCAAGGAUAGGAGAGUAGGGAGAGCCAGUGGUACAGACCGGAGGAGAAGGAAAGGCCACUGAGGACGAAGGAAAAAAUUGCACUCCUAACAGAUAGGGGGUGCUAGUACUGGAAACAGUGGCCUGAAAUAAAACCGGAGAAGAAGAGGGGAAUUUGGGUACGUGUGGGAGAGGUAAACAGUCAGUCACGUGGAGAGUACUAUAGCGUGCUGCAAGUUAGCCGCUAGCAUUCGGCUACCCUGCUUGUUUGGAUGGACUCCGUCUGACCUA
This is a messenger RNA of Anguilla anguilla (European eel), 6529 nucleotides long. It is a transcript of the gene rpp25l, whose product is annotated as ribonuclease P/MRP 25 subunit-like. Lineage: Eukaryota; Metazoa; Chordata; Actinopteri; Anguilliformes; Anguillidae. The transcript has 2 exons. Bases 803 to 1369 code for a protein of 188 amino acids. Gene Ontology annotation, biological process: tRNA 5'-leader removal. Gene Ontology annotation, molecular function: RNA binding. Gene Ontology annotation, cellular component: ribonuclease MRP complex. The record is from RefSeq and is a predicted model, not a curated record.